AUGGGAGUUUAUCUCUGCUUUGAUAACCCAUGGAGACCAAACCUUCAGCUGGUUCACACAGAUGCCAAACAGUUGGAUAGUAUGAUAUCCUUCACUUGUAAUCUAGCAGAGAAUGUCAGUAGUAAAGUCAGACAGCUCGAUCUUGCCAAGAGCCGAGUACAAGAAGCAAUACGCCGAGUGAAUGACGUACUGGACUUGAAGUUUUGUACUGAUGGUGUGCAAACAGCUUUGCAGAAUGAAGACUAUGAGCAAGCUGCAGCACAUGUACACCGAUAUCUAACAUUAGAUGAAAACGUACUCAAACAAGUCACACCAGACUCUAAAGAAGAUAGUGGUCUUGAUGCUUCCCUCCAGCUUCUCCAUGAAGCUGAACAACAGCUGAAAGCAAUUGUCAAUGUUAAAUUUGACGAUGCUGUUAAAACACGUGAUUUAGCAUCCGUGGAAAGGUUCUUCAAAAUUUUCCCAUUAUUGGGUUUACACGAUGAAGGUCUCAAAAAAUUCUCUAUGUAUUUAUGCACUCAGAUUGCCAAUACGUCAAGACAAAAUUUAGAGAUUGCUUUGGGGACUGAAUCAAAUGAGAGGAGAGCCAAUGUUAUUUACGCUGACACUAUCACACUGUUGUUUGAAGGUAUUGCCCGAGUGGUGGAAAUUCACCAACCACUUAUAGAAACGUAUUACGGUCCUGGUCGGAUGUUGUCCAUGAUGCGCUCAUUACAAAAAGAAUGCGACAUUCAAGUUAAGAAGAUUAUAGACUCUUUUAUAAAAAAUAGAGAAUUUGACAAGAAGGCUCAGCAAGUUCAACAAAACAUGAUGUCAUCGUACAAAACUAAUGUUAAUCAAGCAGACAGGUUGGAUCCUAGGGAACUAGAUGUUAUGUUGGCUGAAGUAACGUUAGCAAAUGCCAGAACUGAACUUUACAUAAGAUUUUUCAGGCGGAGGGUUUUGGCGGAUCUUGAGGUGAUUGACCUGAAUGCUACUGAAAAACAGGAAAAAUUGAGUCAGUUAGAUAAAGUAUUAGUGAAUUGUGAAUUAAGUCGUGGUAUGCAGGAACUGAUUGGUCAUUAUAUUAUGAUGGAGGAGUAUUUCAUGAGAGAGACUGUUAUGAAGGCUAUCAAACUUGAUGCUAUGGAAUCAGGUGCCUAUACCUCCAGUAUGGUGGAUGAUACAUUCUUUAUUGUCAAAAAAUCAGUCAGGCGAGCUAUUUCCAGUUCGAGCAUAGAUUGUGUUUGUGCAAUGUUAAACCAUGCUUGUAUCUUGCUGGAAUCAGACUUCUGCGAUGUUCUUUACAAUAAAUUCCGCACUGGGUUUCCCUCAGGCUCCCUCGACAUGACACAGGCAUAUAAUUUAUUACAACAGGGCAAGUUACCAACCGCAUCAACAGCUGAUUCUAACGCAGUCAAAGCGGCUUUCUUGACAACUGUUAACAACGCUGAAGUGAGUGGUGAGUACGUGAUAACGCUAAAAAAAAGCUUACAAGAUCAGUGUACCAGUCUCUACGGAUACACCAGUGAACAAGGCAAGGCCAAAUUAGAAAGUUGUUUGUCUGAUCUUGGUAAUGUGUCAAAUAAAUUUAAAGAUGUUUUGCAGUAUGGUCUCAAUCAGCUGAAUGCGAGUGCAAUCAAACCACGCAUCAAACCAAUGGUGGAUGCAUUCCUGUCGGCCAAUCACAAUAUAACAGAAGAAGAGUUUUCAAACUACGAAGCCAAUGAUCCAUUUGUACAGCACUUCAUUAUGAGUUUGGAACAGCUGCUUCACACAUUCAAGAGUUCCUUGACAACCAGUAACUAUGAUGCAUUAGUGAGUUUGCUGACCAAUGAAGUGGUCAGUCAGUUAGAAAAAGCUGUCAUGAAAUCAGUCUUCAAUAGGCUUGGUGGUCUUCAGUUUGAUAAAGAACUUCGUGCCUUGGUGGGAUAUUUAACAUCGGUAACACAAUGGACUAUAAGAGAUAAAUUCGCCAGAUUAACACAGAUGGCUACAAUACUCAACUUAGAAAGGGUUACUGAAAUCCUAGAUUAUUGGGGACCAAACUCAGGACCUCUGACCUGGAGGUUGACCCCAGCAGAGGUCAGACAGGUUCUUGCACUAAGGAUUGACUUUCGAAGUGAAGAUAUCAAGAGACUUAAACUUUAACGUUGACUACUGGAAGCAAGAAAUUCUGAUGGACUCCAGCAGUGACUUGUGGUAGCAUAGAAUUCUGAUGGACAUUCACUUCUGUGUUUUGCUAAGCUGGCCAUUCACUGUUGAUGUUCAAUAUGGAGGACCUUAUACCAGUACAUAGGGGCACCUAAGUACAGACUUUGUCAUCAGAUAGACACAUAUUAGUCACAAUAUCUCACUUACCGGUAGUUGCUGUAAGAGGCUUUGAGACUUUAUUAUGAGAGAGUUAUGGGGCCCAAUAGCUCUCCAAGUAGUUAUCAGAACAGAUAUUAGGCCACAAUAUUUCCCCUAAGUUGCUGUAAGUUUUGAGACUUUAUUGUGGAAAAGAAGUAGGCCUUAAUGUCAUGAACUAAGAGCAGAAUAGACCAUUUUCCGUUCACUGCGAGAAUCAAGCGUUAUGCGUGAAA
This is a messenger RNA of Saccoglossus kowalevskii, 2564 nucleotides long. Its product is annotated as conserved oligomeric Golgi complex subunit 4-like. Lineage: Eukaryota; Metazoa; Hemichordata; Enteropneusta; Harrimaniidae. Gene Ontology annotation, cellular component: COG complex. The record is from RefSeq and is a predicted model, not a curated record. Gene Ontology annotation, biological process: retrograde vesicle-mediated transport, Golgi to endoplasmic reticulum; Golgi organization.